Molecule: messenger RNA, 1655 nt
Organism: Agrilus planipennis (emerald ash borer)
Lineage: Eukaryota; Metazoa; Arthropoda; Insecta; Coleoptera; Buprestidae
Exons: 4
Coding region: 245-772 (175 amino acids)
Source: RefSeq, a predicted model, not a curated record
UUUCUCGAAAUUAGAAGCAAUUCUCUACAAGUCCAUCGUCCAGGAGCAGGAAGGAUUCUUUUCGCUAGAAAAUAUGAUGGUGCCGUAAUAUAUCAUAACGUUACUUCUAUACCGAUAUCAUAUGAUAGUUGUCAAAUUUCGAAUCUUAAAAUCCGUUACAAACGAUAAAAAGAGGUGAUUCGAAUAAAAUUCAAAGUGUAUGAGUUUGUGUGAAUAGCAGUAGUGAAACAUUUAUGAUUUUACAAUGUUUGCCUCACCAAAUAUUCGUAUUUUUUCUCAACAAAAUCAAGAAAAUGCCGGUACUUUGAUGGCCAAAAAGGCUGGUUCUAUAAAUUCUUCUCAGAGAAAACCUUUGGCUGAUCGUUCUAAUAAUCGUAUAAAUCAAAAUAACAGCUUAAAACCACAAGAACUAAAACAAAAGUCUUAUUCUGGAUGCAAAUCUCCAAAGACCAAGGUAGAAGAACCUGAAGAGUUUGAAUGUCUUUUUGACGAAAUUGUUUAUAAGGAAUUUGAUGAUAAUUUUGAAGACAUAUGGGCAAAAGAAGAUCGUUUAAGCGAAUCAGAUAUUAAUUCCAUAGUGAAGGCAUUUGCAGAAAAGUACAGAUCUGAAACACCUUCAUUAUUGGAAGAACCAUUUAAAGCAGCAUAUGUUUUUGAAGAAUUGCCAAUCAAUGAUUCUGGAAUUGCUGAGUAUGAUGAUGAAUUCGAUAUAAGUUUAAUUGAGGACAAUGAUGUCUCUGUACCAGAUUUUAGUAUUGAUGACAUUGAAUAGUAUUUUUUAUAACUUUCAAUUAAUUUCAGUUUUAAUUUUUCUCCUUUUUGACUAUGUUAAAAAUGUAGAUUGUAGUGACUUUCUUACGAUCAACAAUUAAUUUCUUGACUAUACAAAGCUUUAUUGUAAAACAAAUCUAAAAAAUUUCCUUCUCUAUUUUGAUACUUGUAUAAGGAAAUAUUAAUAUAAUAAUUAUUCAACUUGCAUCUCUAUUAAUGUUAUAUCUUUGAAACUUUUCCUCCAAUGUUUUUUUUUUUGCAGCUUUUAAUUUUUUUUUUUGAUUUUUGAUCGUUAUUUUUUGUUGCCCUGGUAUUUAAUUUUCUUUUUGAAUGCUCACUUAUUUAAAAAUGACAGGCACCUAUUUAGUGAAUGUAUUAAUUUUAAAAAGUGUCUCACUUCCAAAAAAAUAUCCUAAAAAAUGCUUCCUUGACAUUUACAAGUUUUUCUGGAUAGUAGUCACCGUGUGUAAUAUAUAUUCUUCUUUAUAAAGCAUCUUUUAGAAUAAAGUAGGAUUUAGAUAUAUCCACAGAAUUUUUAUUCUUAUUUGUGUUUUUUAAUUAUUCCUUAUUAUUUAUUGAAUUUAUAUUUUGUUUUAUAUGAUAAGCUUUUAUAACCAUUUUUAUUUCGAAGUAGGUAAUAAAUUCAAUCUUCAAGUUUGAAUAUUCACUUUAUUUUACCUACAUGAUCGGUUACAAUGUAAAAAGAUCCAGUCCAAAUAACUGCCUUAUUUGGUUUAAUAAAAUAUUACUUUAAACACAGUUUACGUGGAUAUCAUUAAUUAAUUAACUAAAACUAAUUGUAAUUUGAGAUCAAACGACUAGUCCCAAUGUUUAACAAAUAUGAAAUUACUUAAGGCCACAUUGCAUGCACUCGCACAGAUUAU